This is a messenger RNA of Dreissena polymorpha, 5361 nucleotides long. RefSeq lists its product as uncharacterized. The transcript is spliced from 22 exons. Lineage: Eukaryota; Metazoa; Mollusca; Bivalvia; Myida; Dreissenidae. Gene Ontology annotation, molecular function: cell adhesion molecule binding. The record is from RefSeq and is a predicted model, not a curated record. Gene Ontology annotation, biological process: extracellular matrix organization; cell adhesion. The coding region runs from base 278 to 3589 and encodes 1103 amino acids. Gene Ontology annotation, cellular component: extracellular matrix.
AGUGUUUCUUUAGUAUAGGAUAUUAAACGACUCUUACGGACAACAUACAGAAAAUAACACAUUACAAUUAUGCAAGUAUGCGAUUGUGAGCAUAUGCACUUAAUGUAUUGAUGGGCAGCAAGCGAUUUCAUUUGGUCCAAUACGCCCCGCGCCGAAAUUGGAUAUAAGGGAUACAAAGUGUGGUCAAUCAGCAUGAAACACUGACGAAAAAGUGAAAGAAAAGACGAGACACAGACAAUGCCAACACUCACGAUGAUACUGUGGUUGUAAGGCAAACAUGAAAAUAUGUGUCGUGGUGACUAUAGUUGGAACUGUUUUGGUUGUCAUGUCAACCCUGGGGAUGACUGUGAUACCGCCUGCACAUCGCCGGAAGACCGUGUAUCAACACAUACAAUACUGGAAUAGACUGCGAAAGUUCGCCUCCUUGAUAAAGACGUACAACCUGUCACAUCACUUCGAAAGACCCGGCAUCACGGUGUUCGUACCCGUGUCCUCCUCCAACGAUGUCUUCCUUACCGAGGCCGCCUGGUUUGGUUACAACAACAGUGAUCGUGCAACCGUGGAAAGCAUACUUCUGUAUCACAUAGCGGAAUCGGUAACGAGUGUAGCUGAUAUGUCCUCAAGGAAAUCCGCGAUGACUCCUCUCGAAGGACAGAGGCGGUUGUUCUUCGGAAGUUACAACUACGGAGACUCGAUUGUACAUACUGUCAACGGAGCCUGGAUUCUGACCGCAGACAUUCUUGCUAGCAAUGGUAUAGUUCACCUAGUGGACAGGUUUCUGAUACCAAUACAGUCCAACAAGACGGUCGCAGAUUAUCUGGAACAUCCGGACAUACAGAGGUUUUCAUUUCAAUCAAUUAGGUUGGCAUCUAUCAUAGACUUGCAACUGAAGUCUGCAACGAACUCUUCAACGAAUCGCUUCACCGUGUUUGCUCCUAAUGAUUCCGACAUCAACAUAAUGCCGGACUUUGGCAAGGAUAUUUUGUUUAAUGAUACGGCUUUGCUGAAAUCGGUAUUUUGGGCCCACACGAUCGAGAACGAAACCGUGUAUAUCCCCAGGAUGGGAACUAUUUCCAACUACCCAGCAAAGGCGGGCAUACUGAAGUUUUACCGCGUUGGAUCCGAUGUGUACGUGUCGAACAAUAAGGUUCGAGCCCGUGUUGUGCAGCCGAACAUCCCGGUACAGAACGGGGUCAUCCACGUAAUCGACGACCUGCUUUUCUUUGUGUACAGAAACUUGCGGCAGACGAUCGAACAUCAACAAAAGAUAAGUUUUAUACAAGGCAAUCUUCACAGUCUGGACGCGGAAAUCGUGACCAAACUCACGGAUAAAACACGCAAUAUGACGCUGUUCCUGCCAACAGACGACGCCUUUGCAAAGCUGCCACAAAAUAAACAAUAUUCAAUAGACAAUAAUGGGACUCACGUUUCUCGGUUAUUCCGGGACCACCUUAUUAUGUAUGCAGAGCGGGACAUCGAUUCUUUCCAAGACGGGGAAACAUUUACGACCGCAGACGGCGCAAUAUUGACCGUGAAGAAGAUUCAAAAUGUCGUGUACGUGGAAGGCGGUGGUGUCCGUGCCAAGGUGACCACGCCGGAUAUCGGUUGCACCAACGGCGUCAUACAUCUCGUCAACAGUGUGCUCUUCCAGCGUGACUUCACCAUCUGGGACGCAAUAAUGGGCAACAACCAUCUGAGCAAUAUGAAGCAAUUGAUUAGCAAGAACCAGGACCUAAUGGCGAAGUUGAACGCUUCAAGAAAUGGACCCAUGACGGUGUUCCUGAUAAGCGACGCUGCCUUGAACAAUCUCCCUAGCGACACGUUCGAACAUUUUACGGCCAACUACAAUUUGAUACUCGAAGCGCUGCAUGGAUCGAUUGUACCCGGGGUUAUUCUGAGCUCUACCCAAAUAACGGGCGAGAUGGAGGUCCCUACGUUAGCGGGCAAAACUAUCACACUGCAUCAAACCGAGACAGGUGUGUACAUAGUCGGAAGUCGGAUUCGCGCUGAUGUAGUCAUCGAGGACAUCUGGUGUUCUAACGGCGUCUUACAUAUCACAGAUAACCUCCUGCACCUUCCGACCAGGAACAUUGUAGACGAAAUGGCGGUGCAACCCGGCCUUGGGGUCAUGGCUGGAAUUCUCGAUGUCAUUCCGUCUCUGAAACAAAUCCUUAAGGACACGAGUAAAACGUUCACCAUGUUCGUGCCCAGUGACGACGCGUUCACACUGCUACCCGCCUAUCGGGCUCAGAAGCUGCAAGACCCCAUCUUACUGCAACAUAUCGUUCGCUCACAUAUUAUUUUCGGCUCUUCAUUAUUCCUGGAGCAGUUUCGUGAUUACUCGAAAUUUUCAUCCUUGACAGGCGAUCCGCUCUUUGUUCUACGUGAACAGGAGAAAGUCUUUGCAAUCAGUGGCAAUGUCCGUGGGAGCGUCAUCAGGUCCGACAUCCGGUGCAGUAACGGGAUCAUCCACGUGUUGGACACGCUGUUACAGUUCCCCUUCUUGACCGUCGCCGAAACCAUUGAGAAAACCAACAACCUCUUGCCUUUUCACGACAUGAUAAUGAACGUGGACGACCUCUACACGUGGUCCAACUCCCACGACACGAAUCUCACUCUGCUGAUUCCCAGUGCCAAGUUUAUAGCAAGUCUCUCAAACUUCCAUAGAAGUUACAUAAGCGCGGAACCAGACAUGGAUAGAAAUUUAUUUAACAGCCACGCACUGCCAUCUAUCACGUUAAAUCAAGCGUACAUGGACGCUAUGUUUAGUGGCAGUCGAGUGUUCUACACAGAAAAUCGCUACAAUACGACUUUCACCUUUGUAAAUGUGGACCCUAGCAAUAGAACGGAAGUUACUUCGGUUGAUAUUGGCUACACGAAUCUCAGACGGUCUUUCGACCUGGUGCGUGACGGCAUCGCGUGCAGUAACGGCAUCAUCUACGUCAUCGACGGCUUCCUGAACUUCCCGCUGAAUGACGCUCACUUUGAGUUGACGCAUCAACCGGAUAUAAGUCUUGGAAGCGAUCAGCUGCUAAAACUUAUACCGAGCGACUCCGGUAUCGAUCUGACGUCAUUGAAGACCAUGUACACGGUGUUCGUGCCCUCGGACUUCUCGCUGGACCCCCAGCAUCUCAGUAGGCUGGAACUGGAGUACAUAAACACGAACCUCACUAAGGAAGCGAAGAAGGCGAUCGUUCGCCGCCAUAUCGUCCCCAACCAAAAGGUCGACUACGAUAGCAUCAUCGACGGCUCCUUCAGCGCUUACGCAAGCAGCAGGAAUAUCACAGUGAUAGCUAGAACUGACGGGUUUUAUCUCAGAUGGGAGGAUAUCAAAGCCAAGAUCGUCAAACCAAACAUUUUAGCCAUUAACGCAAUAAUACACGUGGUCGAUCGGUUCCUUAUGACGUCACCGUACCAGACCACCACACUUCCGCCCCCAACGUCGAUGACUACUCAAAAACCUGUAUCAUCCGGUCAUACUAUCCACAGCUCAGUUCACACCCAUUUUGCCUCAUUAAAUAUUCAUUUCGCGUAUUUCAUUUGUCUCGUGUGUUCACAGGUUGUCACAUAUUUGAAUGUCUGUAGAUGAUGCAGGUGAAAAACUUUAUGAUUGUUUUCGUUUUUUUCUUUGAAAUACGUUGUGUUAUAUUUUGCUGUUGAUGGCUCUUAGCCCGUCUGUAUAAACAACGCGACGGCAUUUUAGGUAAUGAUGCUGAUUAAGUAUUAUACUUUAAACUGUUCACGCGCCCUUUAUUUGAAGAAACGAUUGAUUUUUAUUUGUGUUUGCGUAAUUAUUUUUGUUUGCUUAACAAGUGUUCUUAAUGUGUUGCGAUGAAACCGUCUUCCAUUGCCUAGAAUAGUUCGGGUUUUGUUUUAAUACGCAUAUUGUUUAAAAUACAUGUUUUCAAAUACUUAAUUAUGAGUAAUGCAUGAUCAUCAUGAAUCAUUGUUUUCAAAUUCGUCAUUAUACCAUGUUUAACUGUUUAAACGACUUUAGUUAUAUAAUAUUAAUACUUUAACACGAUUUCCGGAUUUUUGGCAUUCGUGAACUUCCACACGAAACCCUCAAAUACCACUUCAUUCACCUCUGAUAUAUCAACUAUGUACCAGAGUCUCUCCCCUAUACAAUUCUCAAAUAAAAUACAAUCUAUUUUAUUUCUUAUAGCAAAUGAACAAACAAUACUUAAAUAAUGUUCAGUACAUUUUCUGUAUUUGACAAAGCAUCUGGGCAGUUUACUGUCUGCAUCAAACAUGACAAACAUCACAAUAAUAUAAUAAUUCAAGAAAUACUUAUCAAGAAAAUGUAUGUUAUCGACAUGACACACAUUUCAUUCAUACUCAUUUACAUUAUCCGCCUAUUUUGUUUUUCUUCUCGUAGUUGACCUGAAUUAAUUACGUUCGAACAUUCAUUCACACUGUACAAGUAAUUAGAUACAAAAAAACCCACAACCCUACAGUAGGCUUUACAGUUCGACUGUUUAAAGCUGAAUGACGGAAAAACGUCAAGCACAGUCGAUUUCCUCGUGCACACUUUGAGUGCGCCCAAGCUUGCAUUAUGGGAAAAUAUAAAUUUCUGAUUUGUAAACUCAAAUGCUGAAACAUAUAUAUUCUGGAAGUUGAAUACAAUGUGUAACAUUAUGCCAGUGAGUCAUGCUUUCAAACGAAAUACUCAUUCCCUUAUUUUGCUGUAUUAUGUUGAUUAACCCAAGUUGUGUUUAUCAAAGUGACGUCAUUCUAUGUUCAUGACGUCAUGUCAUUUUAAAGCGUAAUUCGAUUGGUAAUUGACAUUUUAUUUGCAUGUGGGAAAAACACGUUAAACCAAUUUUAAAUAUUGUAAUACACGUUAAAUAAGGUUAAGUUGGAUAACACAAAUACAACAAAGAACAGAACGCAGAACAGAUCAUAUUGUUCACCAGUUCAUAUAAAACGCAAGCGAAAUUCAAUUAUGACAUAUCCGCCUUAACAGGCAUUUGCGCAUUUUAUGACGUUAACUGUUUACAUGAUAUCCUAACCGUAUGACCCAAGUCAUUUAACAAAUUCAUAUGCGUAAACUGUGAUCGUUGACCGAGAUACUGACGUUAAAUAACAUUACAUUAAACACUGAUAUGUCUAUAAUUAGAGGGAAUGCGUUUGAAGUGAAUUACUGAUAAUAUUUCAUUGUUAAUAGUAUGGUCUUUAUGAAUAAAAUAGCCACUUAAAAUCUAAUACAUCAUUUUUUCGUAACCUUUACAAUCAUUAGACACUCUUUCUUGGCUAUUGUUUUCGCGGUAAACGAAAUAAGAAUCACAUAACGUUAUAAAUAAGUCAUUGUUCAAUUAUAAUGUAUGAUUAUGUACUAAAUAAAUGACCUAAACUCUUUUA